UCUCUGCUGACGACGUUAUCGCCGCCGCUGCUGCUCCCGGUGCUAGAGAAGGACGGGGAGGCGGCGACGUUGCAAUGCAAGGAGCCCAUGGUUCUGAACCAGUCAAACCAGGAGGCCUCAGCUGCGUCCAACAGACAUGAAGGCCUCGCGUUAUUGACGGCAAUUGCUGAAGACACUGGCUUCUGCAACCCUAGUCCUUUGCCAAAUCACUUGGCGUUGGAGAAAAGCCUCAUCAGCAAGAUCCUCGUUCUGAGAGAGGCUCUGGAUCUGCCAUGUCGAAGUUCAUGCGAUGCGUUGGAUCCGUUACUUCUGGAUACCCUGGAGGCUCUGAAGAUUACAUAUCCGAAAUGUUUAUCAGGCCUAUCAGGAAACCAUACAUCCUCUGAACAGCAGGGUCUUGUUCACCUCCGCAAAGUCCUCAUGUCAGUACAAGAACGCAGCCAAUUGAGUAACUUGGGCGUUGAGAAGCAAACAAUCAUAGAGAGCGAGAGCUUAGAUCGUGUAGGUGGGCAUGUCGCUAUGAUUUUUGAUCAGGUGAUUCCGGUGGCGAAAGAAAUCUUCAGUUUCAUGGAAAGCUCCACGAGUGCAAAAGCAGCAGCAGCAGCAGCAGUUCGUCCAGAAAAAAGAAGCCUCCCUCCUGCUCUCUGUCGCACCAGAUCUCUGGUGCACCGCAGAAGUGCCGGCCAUCAUCCAUCAGACAGUGCCGAGGUUGCAACACCUUGCCCAGACGGUGCAAUGAGGCACGCGAAACAAUUGAAAUUUCAGAAACCGGUGCCGAGGCAAGAGGCGGAUGAAGGCGGUUGCACCGGGGAGGGUGGCCAGACCAGCAGGCGUGAUCCACCGUCAACUCCUACCGGUGACUCUGUACUGCUACAGUCGACGCCGUCGUCUAUGUCCCCACAUCCACUGUCGGCGCCGCCACCCUCCCCCAUGCCCUUGCUGGGCAUGCCCAUGCUGCUGCAGUCGUUGGAGGCAAUGCAGCAAGAUGACAAUGCCUCCCCGGCAGUGGUGUCACCCCCAGACGCACAGCCUGCUAAGGUGGCAGCGCCGACGGCACAGCAAGACACGGUUGAUGUCGACGACUCUGCAAUCUCCGUGUCAAUGGAGGCAGGUCAGCCUAGCUCACCGUCAUCCAUGGACGGCAAUGCCGCCGUGCCAAGCGUACUGCCGCCGCCGCCGCCGCCACUUCCGGCGAACGGAGACAGAGUGCAAGGAGGACCAUCUACAGACAAACCCGCUGAGGUAGUGGCAAGCGCAUCGUCUCCGCCGCAAGGAGGGCCGCCUGCAAAUGUCUCACGAGCGCCGCCCCCUCCGCCUCCUGGAAACAUCUCGGCCGCGCUGCGCGCCAAGAAAGCGGGCAAGCUGAAACGGUCUACACAGAUGGGCACCCUGUACAGGCAUCUGCGGGACAGAGUGGAAGGCCCUUGUGCGCACGGCGGCAAGAGACAGACCGGGAACAAGCCCCGGACGCCGGGCGGGUCCAAGAGCGAAGCCGGCCAGGGCAUGGCCGAUGCGUUGGCGGAGAUGACCAAGAGGUCGGCCUACUUCCGGCAAAUCGAGGAGGACGCGGAGAACCACGCCGCGGCAAUCCUGGAGCUGAAGGACGCCAUCGGCUCGUUCGAGUCCAGGGACAUGGCUGAGCUAGUGAGGUUCCAUCAACACGUCGAGCAGCAGCUGGUGUGCCUGACCGACGAGACACAGGUGUUGGCGAGGUUCGAGGGCUUCCCUUCCAAGAAGCUGGAAUCGCUGAGGAUGGCGGCCGCGCUCUACUCCAAGCUGGAUGGCACCGUGUCGAAGCUCAAGGGCUGGAAGCUGGCUGCCCCCCUCUCGAAUCAGCUUGACAGAGUCGAGGGCUACUUCAACAAGAUCAAAGACGACGUGGACAUGAUAGAGCGGAACAAAGACGAGGAGGCGAAGCGGUUCCUGUCUCACAACAUCCACUUCGACUUCGCCGUGCUGGUCCGGAUCAAGGAGUGCAUGGUGGACCUAUCGUCCAACUGCCUGGAGCUAGCCUUGAAGGAGAGCAAGCAUGCCAGGGAGACGAGCGCAGUACAGUCGCCAGGUGCUUCUCCGCAGGCCGCAGCGCCGUCGAAGAUGCUGUGGCGGGUGUUCCAGCUGGCCUUCCGGGUGUACAACUUCGCCGGCGGCCAGGACGAGCGGGCGGACAGGCUGACGGCCACCCUAGCGCACGAGAUCGAGGCCCAUCCCCUCUAAACACCCUAGCUCAAAGCCUACAGUGUACGUACAUCCACGGAGGGAGUACCCAUCACGUGUACAGUACGGCCGUAUAAAUACACAUGGAGUUGGUCCUGCUUGCACUUUGUAUUGUACCACUACCACCUCGCGUCCCCAA
Messenger RNA from Panicum hallii, 2353 nucleotides. RefSeq lists its product as uncharacterized. The record is from RefSeq and is a predicted model, not a curated record. Bases 88 to 2214 code for a protein of 708 amino acids. Gene Ontology annotation, cellular component: chloroplast outer membrane. Gene Ontology annotation, biological process: chloroplast organization. The transcript has 9 exons. Lineage: Eukaryota; Viridiplantae; Streptophyta; Magnoliopsida; Poales; Poaceae.